UGGGGAUUUGGGGGUGAAACUGGACAGAAACUGGCGUGCUAGGCAAACGGGAGCCGCUGACUCGCUCUCUGCAGAGACUCAGGGACAGGGCCGGGCUCCGAAGGUGUGGGACCCCUGAAGGAGCUGCUGAAGGCGGGACCAAGGGCCACAGGGAGGUUUGCUGGAGUCCAGAUGGUGAAAGUGCGCUCUGGGGGUCGCCCCAGCUUGGCCCUCCCCCCGCCAUCUGGAGCACCCUUCGCCAGUGAGUGCCCUCCGAGUUCCCUUUCUAGGGCAAGAUAGCGAGGUGAAGCCGAAGUCACAACGUUUCACCGGCGAGGUUCUCUUCCCAGCAGCCUUUGGGAAGCAUCCCCCUGUUUCAGGAAUGUGGCAUUCGGGCCAGGAGGCCGUCUCAGGAUUAGAUUGCUAAAGGCCGAACUCCUAACAGCAGUCUCUGUGGCGGGUAGUCACUUGCCUCUUACUGGCUCACUGUACUUGACUUCCUAAUUAAGUUUUCUGUUGUUCCUGCCUUCUAUCCAAAUAUGAAAGAUUCUGGAACCAGAUUCGUUAAUCCUGUUAUUUGAAGAAGGGAAGCUGGGAAAUAGGAAUAAUGAUCCCCACACCUAUAUAAGAAAGCAGUUUGCUAAGGUUACUUUGCAGCUUGCCUGGUCACUCCCGUGAUCUAACCCUGUAGGGAGGUAGAGUAGGGGAUGUUGCUCUAUUUCUCCUUGGAAGUUUGAGGCUCAAAGAGGUUUAUGCGACUUGGCAAAGCCAAAACUAGAACCUGGUCCCAGAUGCCUUUCCUGUUUGUUUCCUUCCACUCAUCGCAUCAUCCCAGGAUCCCCACUCCCUUCACUGGGAUUGCAUCCUCGCCGCCUGGGGUGUGCUACGCUGUCUCCGGUCAGUCACUCCUAGCAAGCUCCCUGGGGCUGCUUGGGGAGCUCUGAGUGACCCACAGAAGUGAGAGCACUUCAUAGGAACAAAGGAGGAAGGAACAAAAGUGGGCACCUGCUCUGUACAAAGGGCUGUACUGGCCGGGUUCCCAUUCUCGAUUAUGGGAGAUGAGGGGCAGGAUCCCGGAUAUGUUCUUAGCAGACUGCCUCAGGGCCUGGAGAGACCAGGGACCACGCAGCCCUUCUCCAGCUUGUCCUUUCCAAACGAGCAGCAGUCAGGACCAGGGCAUCCGUCUGCCCUCAUGUUCUCUCUGUUUUAAGCAUUUGCAGGACCAGGGAUGCCGUGCUGCUCUCCCAUGAACCAGUCCCCGAGUCUGUCUGCUGCAGCCCUUUCUGAACCUCUGACUGUCUGGAUGCUCCACUGUGCUCCUUGCCAAGAUGAAGUGUGUCUUGGUGGCCACUGAGGGUGCAGAGGUCCUCUUCUACUGGACAGAUGAGGAGUUUGAAGAGAGUCUCCGGCUGAAGUUCGGGCAGUCAGAGAAUGAGGAAGAAGAGCUCCCUGCCCUGGAGGACCAGCUCAGCACCCUCCUAGCCCCGGUCAUCAUCUCCUCCAUGACGAUGCUGGAGAAGCUCUCGGACACCUACACCUGCUUCUCCACAGAAAACGGCAACUCCCUGUAUGUCCUUCACCUGUUUGGAGAAUGCCUGUUCAUUGCCAUCAAUGGCGACCACACUGAGAGUGAGGGCGACCUGCGGCGGAAGCUAUACGUGCUCAAGUACCUGUUCGAAGUGCACUUCGGGCUGGUGACUGUGGACGGUCAGCUUAUCCGAAAGGAGCUGCGGCCCCCAGACCUGGGGCAGCGUGUCCAGCUGUGGGAGUACUUCCAGAGCCUGCUGUGGACCUACAGCCGCCUGCGGGAGCAGGAGCAGUGCUUCGCCGUGGAGGCCCUGGAGCGGCUGAUUCAUCCCCAGCUCUGUGAGCUGUGCAUAGAGGCACUGGAGCGGCACGUCAUCCAGGAUGUCAACACCAGCCCAGAGCGGGGCGGCGAGGAGGCCCUGCAUGCCUUCCUGCUCGUGCAUUCCAAGCUGCUGGCAUUCUACUCUAGCCACAGUGCCAGCUCCCUGCGCCCGGCCGACCUGCUCGUCCUCAUCCUCCUGGUUCAGGACCUCUACCCCAGCGAGAGCACAGUGGAGGAUGACACUCAGCCUUCCCCACGGAGGGCCCGGAGCAGCCAGAACAUCCCCGUGCAGCAGGUGUGGAGCCCUCACUCCACAGGCCCAGCCAGGGGGAGCUCUGCAGAGACGGAGACAGACAGCUUCUCCCUCCCUGAGGAGUACUUCACACCAGCUCCUUCCCCCGGUGAUCAGAGUUCAGGUAGCACCAUCUGGCUGGAGGGGGGCACCCCACCCAUGGAAGCCCUUCAGAUAGCGGAGGACACCCUCCAAACGCUGGUUCCCCACUGCCCUGCGCCUUCCAGCCCUAGAAGGAUCUUCCUGGAUGCCAACGUGAAGGAAAGCUACUGCCCCCUAGUGCCCCACACCAUGUACUGCCUGCCCCUGUGGCCGGGCAUCAACCUGGUGCUCCUGACCAGGAGCCCCAGCGCGCCCCUGGCCCUGGUCCUGUCCCAGCUGAUGGAUGGCUUCGCCAUGCUGGAGAAGAAGCUAAAGGAAGGGCCGGAGGCCGGGGCCUCCCUGCGCUCCCAGCCCCUUGUGGGAGACCUGCGCCAGAGGAUGGACAAGUUUGUCAAGAAUCGAGGGGCACAGGAGAUUCAGAGCACCUGGCUGGAGUUUAAGGCCAAGGCUUUCUCCAAAAGUGAGCCUGGAUCCUCCUCCGAGCUGCUCCAGGCAUGUGGGAAGCUGAAGCGGCAGCUCUGUGCCAUCUACCGGCUGAACUUCCUGACCACAGCCCCCAACAGGGGAGGCCCACACCUGCCUCAGCACCUGCAGGACCAAGUGCAGAGGCUCAUGCGGGAGAAGCUGAUGGACUGGAAGGACUUCUUGCUGGUGAAGAGCAGGAGGAACAUCACCAUGGUGUCCUACCUAGAAGACUUCCCAGGCUUGGUGCAUUUCAUCUACGUGGACCGCACCACCGGGCAGAUGGUGGCGCCUUCCCUCAACUGCAGUGAAAAGACCUCGUCGGAGUUGGGCAAGGGGCCGCUGGCUGCCUUUGUCAAAACCAAGGUCUGGUCUCUGAUCCAGCUGGCGCGCAGGUACCUGCAGAAGGGCUACACCACACUGCUGUUCCAGGAGGGGGAUUUCUACUGCUCCUACUUCCUGUGGUUCGAGAAUGACAUGGGGUACAAACUCCAGAUGAUCGAGGUGCCCGUCCUCUCCGAUGACUUGGUGCCUAUUGGCAUGCUGGGAGGAGACUACUACAGGAAGCUCCUGCGCUACUACAGCAAGAACCGCCCGGCCGAGGCUGUCAGGUGCUACGAGCUGCUGGCCCUGCACCUGUCUGUCAUCCCCACUGACCUGCUGGUGCAGCAGGCCGGCCAGCUGGCCCGGCGCCUCUGGGAGGCCUCCCGUAUCCCCCUGCUCUAGGCCAAGGUGGCUGCAGUCUGCCUUUGCACCCCGUCCUCCAGCUGCUCUUGCUUGCCACUGUUCCCCAUGGCAAGAGCCUGCAGUGGCCAUCCUGAGGAUGGGGCAGAGUGCCCAGGGUGGCCCCAGGGUUUCUAAAACCCCACCUAGACCACCCUCCAUGUGGGGUACUGUGCAAGGCCCCAGAUCCUUCUCUCCUCCCAGGGGCCCAGUUUGUCUUUGUAAAACAAAAGUGGCAGCAGCUCCUCUUCUAGAGCUGCCUCUGCCUUUAUCCUGGGAGAUGGGGAGGAAGCCCCAUCUCUGCUGUUCCCUGAGUGGAGGAAGCCCACCCGGCAAGCUCUCUCCUACCCCAGGUAAAAGAUGCUCCUUUGCCUGGGUUUGAAUUCCAGCCCUGCCACUUCCUCUCUGCAUCUCCUGGAAAGUUUCUUCUAUUCCCUACAUUUAAAGCGAUGGCACCUCCGUCCUAGGGUGGUGUGAGGAUUACCCGAUGCGGUAGGUGCUCAAUAAAUAUUGGUCAUUGUUAUCACUGAAGCUCAACACGCUUGUGCUUCUAGACCCUUCUGUUGUGCAGAUAAGCCCUUGCUAAGUCCCAGCCCCUUCACGCUCAGCUGGCGUCUGCCCUGGGGCUAGGGUUCUCAAGCCCCUGGCCCUGGCCCAGAGAUACGGAUUCGCUUGGCGGCCUUGGAGCCCAGGCUUUGAUGUCUUUCAAAGCUUCCGUGGUGCGCCCUGGAUUAAGAACCACCACCCAAGGAGUACAGCCCCUCUCUUCCAACCGAGAAGUUCCUGUCCCAGAAUGGACCCAAGGACAAGAGAUCCUGAGAGCCCUGGAACUGGGAGCAUCUGCUCCUCUGAGGCCAGGAGGCUGGUGCUGGGCCAGAGAGGGCGGCGUGGCAGAAAUCAGCGUCUACCGCAGCACAGGAACAGAUGGCCCUGUGCUGUGCAUGCGGGAGCCGCGCCUUCUGUGUCUUCAGUCUUGAGCCAAAAUUCGCACAGACUGGUCUCUCCCUUGCAGGGGACAGCUUUGGGGAGGCGUUGGGGGAGCUCGAACCCACACGUUGGUCUAAACCCGGAGAAGGAGGCAGUGAGGCAGUGUCCCCUCAGGUGACUGGAUCUGUGUUCCUCCUUAUCAUCAUCUGAUGAAAUGGCAAUGAAAAGCAUGGAUUGUGGAAAAUACAGAAAAGCAUAAAGGAAAAAACUCCAAUCCUCUGAGCCCACCAGUGUUCAGGACACCUGCUUUUGUCACCUACUAUUUCCCUUUAGUUUUUAGCAGUGGCUAGAUGUGAUAUGUCUAGUUUAACCAGUCCCCUUGAUCUUUCUAUAUAAUAAAUAACACAGGGGUG
Messenger RNA from Piliocolobus tephrosceles (Ugandan red Colobus), 4747 nucleotides. It is a transcript of the gene HPS1, whose product is annotated as HPS1 biogenesis of lysosomal organelles complex 3 subunit 1. Lineage: Eukaryota; Metazoa; Chordata; Mammalia; Primates; Cercopithecidae. Gene Ontology annotation, molecular function: guanyl-nucleotide exchange factor activity. Gene Ontology annotation, cellular component: BLOC-3 complex. The transcript has 19 exons. Bases 1308 to 3410 code for a protein of 700 amino acids. Gene Ontology annotation, biological process: vesicle-mediated transport; melanosome assembly. The record is from RefSeq and is a predicted model, not a curated record.